Messenger RNA from Podospora pseudopauciseta, 252 nucleotides. RefSeq lists its product as uncharacterized. The record is from RefSeq and is a predicted model, not a curated record. The transcript has a single exon. Bases 1 to 252 code for a protein of 83 amino acids. Lineage: Eukaryota; Fungi; Ascomycota; Sordariomycetes; Sordariales; Podosporaceae.
AUGUCACCUUCGUUGCUCCGCGGCCAUCCAAUGCCGUUUGUGUGCUUGUCAACUGAGACUACCGCAGCGGCGGCACCGGCUGGACCUGUUGCAACUGCGGAGGGCGUAACACGAGUGGGUGGUUCAAGAACAUGUCGCCCAACCCCAAAUGGGAAAAGAGUACCAUCACCAACGAGUGGGAGUGGAUCGAGGCCUGUGACCAUGGAUUCUGUCGGAAUUGUGCCAAAAAUCGUACGUCCUGAUCCUUCUUGA